CACGCCAUGGAUACGACCGGCCACAGCGUCCUCCUCCUCCAGCAGCUGAACAUGCAGCGGGAGUUCGGCUUUCUGUGUGACUGCACAGUUGCCAUUGGAGAUGUUUACUUCAAAGCCCACAGAGCGGUGCUCGCUGCCUUUUCAAACUAUUUUAAGAUGAUAUUUAUUCAUCAGACGAGCGAAUGCAUAAAGAUUCAGCCUACAGACAUCCAGCCGGACAUAUUUAGUUACUUGUUACAUAUCAUGUACACGGGGAAAGGGCCAAAGCAGACCGUCAGCCAGAGCCGACUGGAGGAGGGCAUCCGCUUUCUCCAUGCAGACCACCUCUCCCAUAUCGCAAUCGAGAUGAACCAAGUGUUUUCCCCAGAGCUGGUCCAGUCUUCAAACUUGUAUGGGAUCCAGAUCUCGACCACGCACAAACUGGCGAAGGAACGCCUGGGAGCGAAGGAGAAUCUGCCCAAGGCAGGCAGCAGGUCUGCUGUCCCAGGCGAUCACCCGCAGCUGCAGCUCUCUCUGGCCAUCGGCCUGGACGACAGCUCCCUGGACCAGCAGGUCGCUCGCCCCUCUGCUCAGCCCGCUGCUCUCACCAAGCCGGCAGAAACGCGUCCGAAAAAAAAGAAGCUCUCGGUCUCCAUAAAGCAGGAGAGGUGCGACUCGGAGCCUGUGGUGUCCCAGAGCUGCACCCCUCCUUCUCCGGAGGUAGCGAGCUCCAUCUUUGCGAAGGCCAGCCUCCAGGUGCACUUGUGUCACUACUGCGGGGAGCGUUUCGACUCCCGGGGGGGGCUGCGGCAGCACUUGCACACCCACGUCUCGGGCUCGCUGCCGUUCGGCGUGCCGGCCUCCAUCCUGGAGAGCAGCGACCUGGGGGAGGUGCAGCCUCUGGCUGAGGACAGGGAGGCUGGGGAUGGCCACCGGCUUGGGACCUUCCUCCUCAAGGAGGACGAGCAUCAGCUGGACCAUCCGAGCUGCAGCGACCUGGAGCCUCUGCAGAUCAGCCAGCUGUCUCUCAUCUCAAAGGACCAUGAACCAGUGGAGUUGAACUGUAACUUUUCUUUCUCAAGAAAGAGAAAAAUCAGUUGCAGUGUCUGCGGCCGCACAUUUUUCCGGAAGAGCCAGCUGCUCGAACACAUGUACACGCACAGAGGGAAACAGCACAAAUACAGCCGCUGCCAGCGGCUGGAGAGCCCCGUGACCCCCAGGUUUCAUCCCUACUGUGACAGCGAGAGCGUGGGGAAGAACUCCAGUUUAUCCCAAGACCACUUGGAUGAAUGUAUCCUGGAGUCAGAUCUCAUCCAAGAAAGUGUUGAUACGAUCCUGGUAGAGUAG
Messenger RNA from Cariama cristata (Red-legged seriema), 1326 nucleotides. It is a transcript of the gene ZBTB25, whose product is annotated as zinc finger and BTB domain containing 25. The record is from RefSeq and is a predicted model, not a curated record. Gene Ontology annotation, molecular function: protein binding; RNA polymerase II cis-regulatory region sequence-specific DNA binding; DNA-binding transcription factor activity, RNA polymerase II-specific. Gene Ontology annotation, cellular component: nucleus. Lineage: Eukaryota; Metazoa; Chordata; Aves; Cariamiformes; Cariamidae. Gene Ontology annotation, biological process: regulation of transcription by RNA polymerase II.